AUGGUCAUAAUCUGGCUGCUGCUGCUGAGCGCCGCGCGGGAGCCGCGGGCCCCGGCGCUGGCGGCGCGGGCGCGCAGGGACGCGGGCGGCCGCGGCGGCGUCUACGAGCACCUCGGCGGGGCGCCGCGGCGCAGGAAGCUCUACUGUGCCACCAAGUACCACCUGCAGGUCCACCCCGGCGGGAAGAUCAACGGCACCCUGGAGAAAAACAGCGCCUUCAGUAUUCUGGAAAUAACUGCUGUUGAUGUCGGAAUCGUUGCCAUCAAGGGCUUGUUCUCAGGCAGAUACCUGGCCAUGAACAAAAGGGGCAGACUGUAUGCAUCAGAAAAUUAUAACGCAGAGUGUGAGUUUGUGGAAAGGAUCCAUGAGUUGGGUUAUAACACUUAUGCGUCCCGUCUGUACCAGACUGUGCCCAAUGGAGCCAACACCAAACGCAAAGCCAGCGCAGAGAGACUCUGGUAUGUCUCAGUCAAUGGGAAAGGACGACCCAGGCGGGGUUUUAAAACUCGCAGGACACAGAAGUCGUCCCUCUUUCUGCCCAGAGUACUGGAUAACAAAGACCAUGAAAUGGUCCGACUUUUCCACACAAACACAAAAUAUCGAGAGAGUCUCCUGAAGCCUCCAAGCAAGAACCAGAGAAGAAGGAGAGGGCACUAGGGGCGAUGGGGGAGCUGGUAUGGAGACCAGAAGUGAGCAAGGGUCUUCAAAGUACUUCUAAAAAAGAGUAACAGCUGUGAUCGUGUGACAGGCAUAAACAUGGACAUUUUUUAUACACUGUAUAAUAUAAUUGGAAGUUGCAUCACUCACUUUUAGCUAUUUUAGAAUUAUUACUUGUGGUAAAGGAGAUGUGAGAUAAACUAAGGUGCAUUCAAAUGUAAAUUAGUUUGAUGUAAUAAUUUUGUCAAUGGCCUUUAAUGAUUUUCUUUUUUUAAAAAAACAAUUUUAAUUAUUA
Messenger RNA from Dromaius novaehollandiae (emu), 952 nucleotides. It is a transcript of the gene FGF3, whose product is annotated as fibroblast growth factor 3. NCBI's taxonomy places the organism in Eukaryota, Metazoa, Chordata, Aves, Casuariiformes, Dromaiidae. Gene Ontology annotation, cellular component: cytoplasm. The transcript is spliced from 3 exons. Gene Ontology annotation, molecular function: growth factor activity; fibroblast growth factor receptor binding. The record is from RefSeq and is a predicted model, not a curated record. Gene Ontology annotation, biological process: fibroblast growth factor receptor signaling pathway; positive regulation of gene expression; animal organ morphogenesis. The coding region runs from base 1 to 657 and encodes 218 amino acids.